ACCCACGAGUUCUGUCAUAUGACUUUGGCCCAAAACACCGUCAACAAAUAAUUCAGGGUAUUUUUUCUCCUCGAAAAUAUCGUGUAGGUUUAUUUUGUAUAUAAGGUUAAUGCAGUAUUCGUUGCAGCAAUGCUUUCGCGGCUGUUAAAGGAACAUCAAGCUAAACAAAACGAAAGGAAAGAGCUUCAAGAGCGACGACGACGUGAAGCCAUUGCAGCUGCCACCUGUUUAACAGAGGCUUUAGUGGACCACCUGAAUGUGGGAGUGGCUCAGGCGUAUGUUAAUCAGCGCAAACUGGACCAUGAGGUGAAGACGCUGCAGGUGCAAGCAGCUCAGUUUGCUAAACAGACAUCACAGUGGAUCAGCAUGGUGGAAAACUUCAACCAGGCAUUAAAGGAAAUUGGUGAUGUGGAGAACUGGGCACGCAGCAUUGAGAUGGACAUGAGGACUAUCGCCACAGCUCUGGAGUACGUACACAAAGGCCAGAUCCAGACAGCAACAUCGUAGGAUGGCCAUGCAGAGGGACAGCAGAACAGGGUCAACACAUUUCACUUUAGGAUUCUGUAGUAAUGUAGAUCGUGGAUUACUGCGACGUUGAUGGAAGAAUGGACUUGCGUUUGAUGACUGCGCGACUUUCAGCUUAAACCUAGACAUGUUUGUUGAGACGAUGUUGCUAACUGAUGAUGUGUUUUGUCUGGAAAUGUUUUUUUUUAACCCAAACAACUCGUACCAAGACUAUACAAUAGCUCCUGUGUUUUUAUAACACUGAGUUACAUUAAAAAAAAAAGUUUGCAUUACAAAAGAUAA
Messenger RNA from Hemibagrus wyckioides, 807 nucleotides. RefSeq names its product biogenesis of lysosomal organelles complex-1, subunit 1 (gene bloc1s1). Lineage: Eukaryota; Metazoa; Chordata; Actinopteri; Siluriformes; Bagridae. The transcript is spliced from 4 exons. The coding region runs from base 130 to 507 and encodes 125 amino acids. Gene Ontology annotation, biological process: endosomal transport. Gene Ontology annotation, cellular component: BLOC-1 complex. The record is from RefSeq and is a predicted model, not a curated record.